AUGGACAUUGAAACAAACCUCACAGAAAACUAUGACUCUCAGCCAAUCCAGGUGCAAGAAAACUACUUGAAACCCAUGGGGGAUCAGCUUCCUUUUGGAGCUCCUUCCCCACAGGGUUUCUUGCAAGAUUUUCAUCAUAGUGAUGAGUUUCCUGUGAAUAAUGGCUCCUCAUCUAAUCCCAUUUUCGGGCUACAAACUCCAAAUUUUGAUCCCUUUGAUCAUAAUAUUGUAAACUGUGAAUCUGCACCUCCUGAUUUUGAAGAUUUUGAGUGCAAGCCUUUUGCUGAGAGUAAUGGUAGUGCACGUGCUCAUCCGAUGGACAAUUUCCAGUAUGUAGGUUAUAGUUUAAACCUCCCUCGGACGAAUCAACUAGAUAUGGUGGUGACCAACCAAAGAUAUCUGCCCUUAACUGUUCUUGAAACCAACCCUUUGAAUUAUGUUGUACCAGAUGAAGUCUCAUGCAUAUCCCCACCAAACUAUUGUAAGAGAGUUGGUUUGAAUAAAAACCUUAGGGAAUCUCCACGAACUAGGAGAACAUUCAAAGCUCGGAAGAACUCCAACAUAGUGAAGGGACAAUGGACAUCAGACGAAGACAGAUUGUUGAUGCAACUGGUCGACCAAUAUGGAAUGAGGAAGUGGUCACAUAUAGCUCAGGCGUUGCCUGGAAGAAUAGGGAAACAAUGCAGAGAACGAUGGCAUAACCAUUUAAGGCCAGACAUUAAGAAGGACAUAUGGACCGAAGAAGAAGAUAAGAUACUGAUCCAGGCUCAUGCAGAGAUAGGAAAUAAGUGGGCAGAGAUUGCAAAAAAAUUACCUGGAAGAACUGAGAACUCCAUCAAAAACCAUUGGAACGCAACAAAGAGAAGACAAUAUUCCAAAAGAAAGUGUCGUUCAAAGUACCCUAGAUGCUCUCUUCUUCAGGAAUAUAUCAAGAGUUUGAAUUUAGACCAAAAUCCACCAAUAGACUAUCGAAAAAAAUCUGCUAAAAAUGCCAAUGCCAGAACAAAUAAUAACGGCAAAGCAGCAGCUCAGACCCUGUGUGCUGAUCAAUUCUGUCUCAACGGUCAGUUGGUGCCAAAGUAUGAUUUUAACGAGGUCCCAGAUUUUUGUUUAGAUGAUAACUUGUUUGAAGAGGGUUGUAGCAUUGAUUCUCUGCUAGAUGAUAUGCAAAGUGCUUCAACUAUGGAUGAGAAUUUUUUUGAUAGAAAAGUGCAAUGUGCUCCUACUAUGCAGGGAAAGCAAUCUCAUCAAGGAGGCAUCAUGCAGUGUGUUCAUGUCGUUGAUGUUGAUGAGCAUCACGAGCUCAAGAUGAUGACACCAAUUAUGGGAAUUGAAGUUAAGAAGGAGCUGGAUUUAGUGGAGAUGAUAUCGCACCAUGUUAAUGAAAGCAUUGGUGUAUGA
Molecule: messenger RNA, 1401 nt
Organism: Sphenostylis stenocarpa
Lineage: Eukaryota; Viridiplantae; Streptophyta; Magnoliopsida; Fabales; Fabaceae
Source: the annotation of a GenBank genome assembly